Eimeria tenella is the source of this 813-nucleotide messenger RNA. RefSeq names its product SAG family member (sag17). The transcript has 5 exons. Bases 1 to 813 code for a protein of 270 amino acids. The record is from RefSeq and is a predicted model, not a curated record. NCBI's taxonomy places the organism in Eukaryota, Apicomplexa, Conoidasida, Eucoccidiorida, Eimeriidae.
AUGCGUCGGCCCGGUCUGUUGACCUGCUACAUUAGCCUGCUCGCCGGAGCAGCCACAGCCCACUUCUCGGCUGCAGUCAUCACUCGCUCUGCUAACACUAAUCCUCAUUAUGGCAUCGUGGAAACAGAAGCCGCUUUCCUUCAAGCAGCAGCAACGCCUAUAGAGACUACGGACGCAACUACAGCUUGUCUGCCCACCAUGAACAUGCUGAGGGUGCUUAACCUUCGUGACCAGGCGCUAGAGGCUCUCCAACCAGAGACAGGAGGAACAACUGUACAGGAAGGAGAAGAAGAAGACGAUCAAGAAGAGCUUACAAAAUCCAAUACAGUAGCUGAGAUCGCAAAAGGGUUGGCAGGGACCGAUGCGGAUAAGUGUGAGGCAGGAGCGACGGCGAAUGCAAAAACGCAUACUGGGCUUGUGAUUCCUUUCGAAUACUCCACAACCUUUGACUGUGGAUCGUUGAUCCAGGACCACUUUACCACAGGACUGACCCAUAUACAAGAAUCAAAUUUCGACCCGGCUACAGGGACAUAUGACACUGGAAAAGCCCCAUUUGAUAAUUUAUCGGCCAGUAAUGUUGCUAACAUAAUGUGGAGCAAAAGCAAGAAGGCGUCUUGUGCCGUCACGAACAAUUGUCGAGCCGGUCACAACGUUCUGUAUUGCCGCUUUGUAGAUGCAAUCAAACCGGAAGACAAGCCGUUCACGACUGAACUAUAUGAGGCGCUCUUGCAGCGGCAGGCGGGUUCGGCGUCCAUUGCACUUACCAGCAUUGCCACAACAUUUUUCUGCGCCGCCUUGCUCUUGUUGAGUUAA